AGCACACUUCAGCUACAAACCUGAGAAAACAUGACAACAGACUGAAAAUAUGGGGGUUAGCAAUUUCUUGUUGAUGUCAUCGAUUCUUUGACUUGUUUAAUUGAACAGUCAAGUGGUAAAAUAAUUAGAUCGUGUCAAGCAAUACACCAAACAGUCUGACACCACCUACUAGCACACGGACUACGAAGAACAUGAAGGCCAGCUAGCCAACUUGGUUUUUAUGUCUGCGUUCAAGUCAUCACCCUCAGUCUCUUUAUAAAGCUUUAAUAUAGAGCGGUGAAUUGGGCUUUGGGCUUCACGAAAAGUACAUGGUGUUUCUGUGGGUUUAUUAGGCUCAUUUUCAACAUGGCCGCAGCAAACACAACCAAGACAUCCUGGAGAUUACAGGAGAUUGUGGCCCACUCCAGCAACGUGUCCUCGCUGGCUCUGGGGAAGACCUCUGGUCGGCUGCUGGCCACCGGCGGAGAGGACUGCCGAGUCAACAUCUGGGCUGUCAGCAAACCCAACUGCAUCAUGAGCCUGACGGGCCACAACACGCCGGUGGAGUGCAUCCAGUUCAGCAGCUCCGAGGAGCAGGUGGUCGCCGGGUCGCAGUCCGGCUCGCUGCGCGUCUGGGACCUGGAGGCGGCUAAAAUUCUCAGGACGCUGAUGGGACACAAGGCGAACAUCUGCAGUCUGGAUUUCCACCCUUUCGGGGAGUACCUGGCCUCGGGCUCCAUGGACACAAACAUCAAGCUUUGGGACGUGAGGAGAAAAGGAUGUGUGUUCAGGUAUAAGGGUCACACGCAGGCGGUCCGGUGCCUGGCCUUCAGCCCGGACGGGAAGUGGCUGGCCUCGGCCAGUGAUGACAGCACUAUAAAGCUGUGGGACCUGACGGCCGGGAAGAUGAUCACAGAGUUCGCCGCUCACACCGGCGCCGUCAACAUCGUCCAGUUUCACCCCAACGAGUACCUGCUGGCCUCUGGCAGCUCCGACAGGACCAUCAAGCUGUGGGACCUGGAGAAGUUCAAAAUGAUCGGCUCGUCAGAGGGACAGACGGGGCCUGUCAGGUGCAUAUGCUUCAGUCCGGACGGGUGCUGCCUGUACAGUGGGUCCCAGGACACGCUGCGGGUGCACGGCUGGGAGCCCGACCGCUGCUUCGAUGUGGUGGCCGUGGGCUGGGGCAGGGUGGCCGACCUGGCCACCUGUAACAACCAGCUGAUCGGAGUGUCGUAUAACCUGACCAACGUCUCGUCCUACGUGGUGGACCUGAACCGGGUGAAGAAGUCUGGUUCUGUGAUCCACGGCCUGAUCCAGGAUGACAAGCCGCUCCCCGAGCCCGCGGCCAAAGGAUCCACCAUCCGCCGCAAUUACGAGCGCCCGCUCACCACCUGCGCCAAUCAGAGGGUGAAGCAGAAUUCGGAGUCGGACCGGCGCAGCCCGGAAGGGGAGAGGCGGAGCCCCAGCAGCGAGGACGAGCGCGACGAGAAGGAGUCCACCGCGGAAAUCCGCAACGCCGAGGACUACAAGGAGAUCUUCCAGCCGAAGAGCGCCAUCUCUCGCACCCCCCCAAAGAAAAGUGAACCUUUCCCUGCUCCACUUGAGGAUGAGAGUUUUGUGGUGAAGCCCAACCCAGCUCUGGAGAUGGUGACCCCCGUGCCGGACAGACAGGCGCUGAAGAACCCCCCCAUCGCCUCGUCCACGCCCGUGAUCCGGGUGGAGCCCACGGUGGUGCCCGCGGCCGCCCGCCCUCUCCCGGUGAUCGCCCCGGUGACUCGCCCCCCGCCGGUGGCGCCCCCUGCUGCCCGCCCGCAGCCUGGCGUCGCCCCCGUCCAGGCCAGACCCGAACCCGCCGUCAUCUUCUCCACCCGCAACGAGCCCAUCGGCCUCAACGUGGGAGACUUCCUCCCGCCCUCCAGGAACAGCAAGCCGAUGUCUCUGAGCGACGAGGACGCCCUGUCCCAGAUCAGGAAGGGGCACGACACCAUGUGCGUGAUGCUGUCCAGCCGACACAAGAACCUGGACACGGUCAGAGCGGUGUGGAGCAGCGGGGACGUGAAGACUUCUCUGGACUCCGCGGUGUCCAUCAACGACCUGUCCAUCGUGGUGGACAUCCUGAACAUCGUCAACCUCAAGCCGUCGCUAUGGAAACUGGACCUCUGCACCGCCAUCUUGCCGCAGAUCGAGGUGCUUCUGCAGAGCAAGUACGAGAGCUAUGUGCAGACGGGGUGCACCUCCCUGAAGCUCAUCCUCAAACGCUUCUGGCCCCUCAUCUCAGACACGCUCACGGCGCCCCCCUCUGUCGGGGUGGACAUUACGCGGGAGGAAAGGCAUCAGAAGUGCAAGACCUGCUACAAGCAGCUGAAGAACCUGAGCAACAUGGUGAAGAACAAGGCGGGGCAGGUGGGUCGCCAUGGCAGCGCCUUCAGGGAGCUGCAGCUGCUGAUGGCUCCGCUGGACUCCUGACUGCGCAGACGGCCUCUCCUGGGCUCCAACGCCGCCAGUCUGCGCAGCUGCUUCAGCGACUGCCAUCUGCGUGGCCUGCCUGUCUGCGCAGCCAGAGUCUGUCCCUUAAUCUCCGAUGUCUGCACAGCCUCGUCUUCCUCACCUCAGGAUGCUGACUGCGCCACCCGGCCCCGCAGACUCACUGGUCUGUUAUUCAGCUUGCUGAUUGGCUGAUGAAAUGGCUUCAGCCAAUGAGAUGAGCCAUCGAGUAGGUCCCAGCUUCGCUGAGCCUGUGCAUCGUGGAGUCUGAAGGACACAAGCAGUACACUGAGACUUUAGACACUUUUUAUAGCACUACUGUUUUUCCAUAAGUAUCUUGUGGGUGAAGACCACAUUGUCUUCUAGAUCAUUCCAAAAAAGAAUAAAUUGUUUCCAACUCGAACGUUCAGGUUCUUGACACCUGGUGCACACACCUGAUCACCAUAGCGACAGGGACAGGUCCUCGUGUUUGAAGCAUUAAAACACAGCAGGUGUUUGAAGUCUUUCCCUUACUUUUUUUUAUAUAUUGUGUUUGAGGUGCUUGCCCAAGACGCACGUGUGAGAACUUUAUCACAAUCAUAUGUUUUACAAAUAAAAAAAACUUAAAGAAAAAA
Messenger RNA from Anguilla anguilla (European eel), 3077 nucleotides. RefSeq names its product katanin p80 (WD repeat containing) subunit B 1 (gene katnb1). Gene Ontology annotation, cellular component: katanin complex. Gene Ontology annotation, molecular function: microtubule binding. The transcript has 20 exons. Gene Ontology annotation, biological process: microtubule depolymerization; microtubule severing. The record is from RefSeq and is a predicted model, not a curated record. Bases 346 to 2445 code for a protein of 699 amino acids. Lineage: Eukaryota; Metazoa; Chordata; Actinopteri; Anguilliformes; Anguillidae.